GUGUGUUGCCCAUCUGAUCAAGCAGGGCGAGUAUCGGCCAGUUAGGCAGGGUCAGAUCACAACACCAGCACUCCACCACAUACAGGCUGCACAAGACGGCAAGAGUGUUCGGAGUAUUGUUGGACGAGGCGUUGAACUCUGUAAUGUCGUGAUGGACUCAUCCUGUUUGCCGGGCAUGAUAUCUAGACGACAUGCUUGUAUCGAGAUGGCUGAUGACAGCCAGUGGUUCAUAACAGACCUGAUGACCUUAAACGGUGUCGUCGUGAACGGCGUGACCAUCGAGCCGGGCAAACGACAUUCUGUGACCAGCGGCGAUAUAAUCGUUUUUGGCCGGCAAAUUCGUUCACGAGAAUUCGAGUAUGAAUUCCGCGUCGGGCCCCUGGACAAUCAGAGAAACGGGAAACCUCAUACUGGUCAACGCUCCGUGGAGAAGCGAGAUGAAUCGCCUGAACGCGAACGCCCAUCAACCACGUCGUCCAGUCAGGCAACAAGUCGCAAGCGCACACGGUCUCCGCAUAGUCGAAGCAUGAGAGCUAAGAAGGCCAAAAGAGCCGCUUCUGCUGCCGACUCUGAUGGUGACACGUAUAGCAGCGAAUUGGAACGGCAACUCGAGUCAAUAAGACAAGAAAACGAACUACUCAAAGAGCGACUCCAAUCAGUGACGAAUACUCCUAGUAAACGCAGUGUUGUUGAGCCCUGCAAGAAUCAGCCAACACCCAUGGAAAAGGCCAGAGGAAGAUUAUUCGCUGAUUUGGAGUGCGUUAUAUGCAGAGAUCUCAUGGUGUCACCAGCAACACUAGAAUGUUCGCAUUCCUUCUGUUACAAAUGUAUUGAGGAAUGGCUAACUGGUGGUAACUUUCGUUGCCCUGUUUGCCGUGUUGGCAUCACAAGAUCUCCGACAAAGACGAUACAGUUGCAGCAGGUUGUUAUGACUACUGUUGAGACACAUGGCACAGAGUCUGACCAGGCCGAAUAUGAUGAUCGUAUGAAGGAGCAUAAGGCUUGGGAGAGGAAGCAGGAGACCGACCGUGCCAAGUUGGAGGACACUAUAGGUUCAGCUUCACAUAAAGGGCAGCAGUUCUUCGACAUUGCACUACCAUGGAAUUCCGAGGACAAGGCGAGGUUUCAGGCAGGUAUUCGUCAUUAUCGUAGUGAUGCUAGAGAGCUGUACUGUGCCAUCACUGGUUUGACCAAAGCAUGGAUACAACGGUCUAGUCGAGACAGUCUCGAUGUGGCUAUGAAGAAUUUGAAGAUCGGUAUCAUUGAGGCAGCAAAUGCAGAGGACUCGUCUCAAGUCUAUUAUGCCCCGGAUGAUGUUAUGAGACGACGACUUUUACUAUUUACCCGCUAUUGUUAGCCUCGUUAUGAGUUUACCACU
Molecule: messenger RNA, 1378 nt
Organism: Perkinsus marinus ATCC 50983
Lineage: Eukaryota; Perkinsozoa; Perkinsida; Perkinsidae
Product: tripartite motif protein, putative
Exons: 13
Coding region: 152-1357 (401 amino acids)
Molecular function (GO): metal ion binding; protein binding
Source: RefSeq, a predicted model, not a curated record